UAUAUUGGAAUAACCACAUCAGUGAACAUUGAAAUGGCUUAUAUUCUGUUGGAUAAAGACGGGGGUAUUCCCGGCCACAGUAAGGAUGCAAUGACUCCAAGAAAUACUCCUAGGGAUGCAAAUAUAAAGCAUCAUGAUCCAGAGUUCUUUACAAAACUUGAUGAGCAAAAUAUAAGGAGAAUAGACGACCGGGAAAGUCGACGUAAAGAGGAUGCAAAAUGGAUGAUUUAUGAUAAAAGAGGUGAUGAUAAAGCAGUGUCUGUUAGUAAACAAAAUAAUACUGGAUAUACACAGCAAGAAAUGGCACAAAAUUCUCCUCGAGAUCAGGAAUUUUAUACAAAACUUGAUGAGGAAAGUGUAACUAGGAUUCGUGAAAGGGAAAAUAAGCGUCAAGAGGCUGCUAAAUGGAUGGUUUAUGAUAAAGUUGCCUAUGAUAAAGCCGUUCCUGUGAUUGGUAAAAGUCCUAGGCGAGGACAAGAUUAUGUACCACAUCCUAUUGAGAAGCCCUUUGUCAGACAGGCUGAGAUAUAUAAAAGACCAGAAGGCAAUAUGGACGACAUGACAUCUUAUAAGAAGGAAUAUACAGAAAAACACCCAGAACGAGUUCAUGCUAUAAAACAUGAUGGCCAGAGACUACCAGGUGGUAGAUUUGAAGGGGAACCAACAUAUAGAGCUGACUACAAAAAAUGGGAUGCCAGCCGACAACAACCUUAUGGUUUGAGAGAUUCAUAUCAGGCUCCAACACAAAGAUUUGAAGGUGAGAGUACCAUGCAUCAUGAUUUCCGUAAAUAUAAUCAGGCCAGACGUGAACCAUUAAGACCAAUGGAAGCUACGAUCGGAUCAGACCAACCAUUUGCCGACAUGACAGACUAUCGUGCUGAAUACAAAAAACAUCCUCUCCCUGCCAAACACCUACAUGAACGAGAGGGAUACAAACCAUCAUCAGCACCUCUGGACGACCUUACAACCUUUAGACGAGACUACAAAGGUCAACAUGGACAACCAACAAGAAGCUUUAAACCUGAUAAUGCUGCUUUCUCAUCUGGCCAACCAUUGGAAGAUACAACAACAAAUCGUAAAGAUUACAUUAAGUGGCCAAUGGAUAGACCAUAUGUACAUCAACAUGACGCAUACCAAAAACCCGAAGGUGAAAUGUACACACAAACAACUCAUAACGCUACAUACAAACAACUACCAUUAACGAAAAAUCUUGCAAUGAGACCAACAUCUGCUGGCAAAGCAAGAAAUGCUCCAUUUGAUGGUACAACUAAUUAUGCUCAAGAUUAUAAGCAAUGGGCAUUACAGAGAAAUCAGCCUCACCAAAGAGACGAAUAUCAACCUAAUAAUGCUCCAUUUGAAGGCAUGCCCACAUACAAGGCUCACUAUGUUCCUCAUGGUGUUCAUCCUGCCCAGUCAUUCCGUCCCGAUAACCAAGCAUUCCAGAGCAAUGCUAGAUUUGAAGAUGGUACAAUGUACAGAACUGAUUAUACCAAAAAGCAAAUGCCACUUUGUCCAUGUCAUGAUCCACAUAUACCAGCUAACAGAGUUAUCGUGUGUGAAAGGCAUAAUGUACCUGUGAUGUCUACGAUACAGAAAUUACCCAUGUCUGCACGCACACCGAUGGCUGUAGCUUAACAUUCAAAUAUCUUUCUUAUGUCUGUGAUAUAGACUAUAUUUUUAUAAAGAAAUGCUGCUGAACAUUAUUACAUAACAUGAUACUAUGAUGAUAGGUGAAUCUAAAAGAAUUUUUGUGAUGGGAAGAUGUUUCCUGUAUCAGAGUACAUUCCAUAUUGUAUACUUUAGAUAUUUUUAUAGUUUCACUCAGGUUGUUUAUUUAUCACAGAAAAAAUCAUGAUUUGUUGUAUUUUCUUUUUAUAUCUUUUUAAAUUUUAAGAAAAUAAGAAUUUCAAAGCUUGGUUAAGUUUUCUACUAAUGUUAAAAUAAGUUACAACAAAAGUGGAGUUUUUGGCACUUAAGUGAAAAUAUGAAGAAGAUGUUGAGGGUUGUAUCUCCAAAUUAUAAUAUCAUUUAUAGAGUGAAAAUUGGCUUUAAGAUUUCUUGUGUAUAGAAGUGUCUUUUUUUUUAUAAUACUCGUUUUGCUAUUGUUUAUUUAUUCUUAUAGUGCCAUUGUUAACUUUGCAAUAUUCUGUAUUAUUGAGUCUAUGGACCGAUAAGAUGAAACUUACAUUUCUUAAACAUGAAAAUGUAAGUUUUGGUUGAAUCAGGUCUAUAUUUGGAUGAUGCUUUUCUGAGGUAAUGGUUAACUUGUGUUUGCACCAGUAGCAUAGCACUAUGGCACUAGUAAAUAAGGUGUAGUUCUUUUUAACUGAAUGAUUGACUAUGUGCUAUAUAUGUUGGUGCACUACGAUUGGAAGAAACAUUAGUCAACUUUUAUUUCCAUUAGAACUUCUUUCAAAGUGAGGAAAAUAAAUGAACUUUAAUAUAGGAUUUAUUAGUGGCAUUCCCGUUAUAAAGUAUAUUUAUUUAGGGGGAUAAAUAAAUCAUGUUUUUUUUUUUGAUUAAACAAAUAUUUAAAACAAAAAAUGUAAUAGAUACACCAACGAGAGGGGUUUAAACCAUGAUAUUACAGUUAGUGCAAAAUGAUAGCUUACAAUGAAUAGAAGGGUGGUCUUCCGUCAAUUUAACCUUUAUUUCAAGUUAAGCAUGAUAGAUGCAGGAUAUCCAAUGAUUAAAUUAAAUGGCAUCAUGGUACAAGUAGUUUGUAUCUGCCCCCUUUUCUUACUGUAUGAUACUUUUCAUAGUUAACCAAUUCAGAAUUGUUUAGCCUUGUGGAAAGUCACUGUCUGGACAUUCUUAUUGGUCCAACUAUCAAGUAUCAGGACACAAGACUAAACUAAGUAGUUUACAAAGACUAAAGCAAAAAAUUUGAUUUGGUCAAUCAUUUAUAAAAGGUCAUGACUUUAAUUGUAGAUUAUUUAUUUGGAAAAUAUUUGCUAAAUGGAUUUAGAGUCUUAGUUAGUGAUGUGCCAAAAUAUAUAUUAUGAUUUAUGAAAGCACAUUAAUUUCUGAUGUAGAUAAUUAUGUAAUACAUGUAGAUAAGCUUGCCAUGGGAAAACAGAUAUUUGCAAAAGAUUUCUAUUUUUAGAAAA
This is a messenger RNA of Mytilus californianus (California mussel), 3110 nucleotides long. RefSeq names its product stabilizer of axonemal microtubules 2-like. The transcript is spliced from 4 exons. Gene Ontology annotation, cellular component: sperm flagellum; ciliary basal body; centriole. Bases 34 to 1635 code for a protein of 533 amino acids. Gene Ontology annotation, molecular function: microtubule binding. NCBI's taxonomy places the organism in Eukaryota, Metazoa, Mollusca, Bivalvia, Mytilida, Mytilidae. The record is from RefSeq and is a predicted model, not a curated record. Gene Ontology annotation, biological process: microtubule anchoring.